AUGAAUUUCUCUCAGAGGCACAGUAAGCUAUUUUACAAACUAGUUAGAUCGUCAUGCUCCGCUAAUACUAAAGUAAACAACGUCAACAACAUUCUCUAUUCUGAACCUUUGGAAAUCCUAGAACAAUGGCACAAACAUUUCCAACAAUUAGCCACACCACCACCGGACAUUAAUAACGACUUAACAAGAGAGCAGUUAUCAAAAAUACAAAAUGAGGCCAUCGUGGAAAUUGAACUCUCAAAAGGCACUACGAUCAAGCCUAUAUCGGAAACAGAAGUGGGGAUUAUUAUAAAAAGCCUCAACUCCGGAAAGGCCAUGGACGCAAACGGCAUAUCAGCAGAACAUCUGAAAUAUGCAGGGGACGAAUUAGCAGCUACCCUAUCAAACAUCUUCAAUAAGUUACUGCAAAAUCUGGACAUAACCCAGCCGAUGAAAGAAGGGAUAUUAACACCUAUACUCAAAAUGGGAAAGGAUAAAACAAUACCAUCCAACUAUAGAGGUAUCACAGUCGCAAAAACGUUCUCCAAAGUCUUCGAGGCCGUCGUGAAAUCCAGAAUAACAAGCAAAAUCCACUACAGAGAGGGUUUACGUCAGGAGCACAAAAAACCUUUGACACGGUGA
This is a messenger RNA of Pecten maximus, 621 nucleotides long. RefSeq lists its product as uncharacterized. Lineage: Eukaryota; Metazoa; Mollusca; Bivalvia; Pectinida; Pectinidae. Bases 1 to 621 code for a protein of 206 amino acids. The record is from RefSeq and is a predicted model, not a curated record. The transcript has a single exon.